AUGGGAAAGGUUCGACGCCAAGCGGCGAAAUCAAGUGGAAAAACGAGCAAAGAUUCGAAGACAGUCGCUCCUGGUGCUUCUCAGGGCUUGGUUUUCAAUACUUCUGGUUAUGGACAGCAUAUUUUGAAGAACCCGCAAGUCGUACAGUCAAUGGUUGAAAAAGCUGGAGUUCUCCCAAGCGAUACCAUUCUUGAAAUCGGUCCUGGAACAGGAAACAUGACAGUCAAGCUGCUGGAAAAGUGCAAAAAGGUGAUCGCGCUGGAAGUCGACGAUCGAAUGGUGGCAGAAGUUCAGAAGCGCGUGAUGGGGACGCCACUCAAACACAAACUCACAAUUAUCAACCAAGACGCCCUGAAAGCAGAGCUGCCUUUCUUCGAUCUCGUUGUAGCGAACUUGCCGUAUGCAAUCUCUUCGCCCAUUACUUUCAAAUUGUUGCUUCAUCGGCCCAUGUUCCGCGUCGCCGUUCUCAUGUUUCAGAAGGAAUUCGCUGAUCGUCGCAGCCAGCGAAACCCCACAGAUGGCAGCAGAGAUCGAAAUGUGCUCAUGGUCGGGCCGAACUUCCGCGUCGGCAAGAAGAUCGGCUGCGGCAAUUUCGGCGAACUGCGACUCGGUAAAAAUUUAUACACAAACGAGCAUGUGGCGAUCAAGCUGGAGCCGAUGAAGAGUCGGGCUCCUCAACUCCAUCUAGAGUACAAGUACUACAAGUUAAUGAGCAACCCAAAGGGUAUCCCGCAAGUCUACUACUUUGGCCCCUGUGGACGCUUCAAUGCGAUGGUGCUGGAACUGUUAGGCCCCUCCUUAGAAGAUUUAUUCGACUUGUGCAACAGACGAUUCACCCUCAAGACAGUUUUAUUAAUCGCCAUUCAACUGAUAUCACGUGUAGAAUAUGUGCAUAACAAACAUUUAAUAUACAGAGACGUCAAGCCGGAAAACUUUCUCAUUGGCCGGGUUAAUUCAGAUACACAAAACACAAUUCAUAUUAUCGACUUUGGCCUUGCGAAAGAAUACAUUGACGCAGAGACGAAAAAACACAUUCCCUAUAGAGAACACAAAUCGCUGACUGGUACAGCGAGAUAUAUGAGUAUAAAUACUCAUCUUGGAAAAGAGCAAAGCCGCCGAGAUGAUCUCGAAGCUCUGGGACACAUGUUUAUGUACUUUUUACGCGGAUCCCUUCCAUGGCAAGGCUUAAAGGCUGAGACUUUAAAAGAGAGAUAUCAGAAAAUUGGAGAUACAAAGAGGACGACGCCUAUCGAAUCUCUCUGUGAGAAUUCUCCAGACGAAAUGGCAACCUAUCUACGAUACGUGCGUCAUCUAGACUUUUUCGAGCAGCCGGACUACGACUACCUGCGGAAGCUGUUCACCGAUCUCUACGAGAGAAUGGGCUACGGCCAAGUGCCCGGCCCCAACGAAAUUCCCGAGUUCGACUGGGCUAACAAGCAGCUGCCUCUAACGACGGCAGUGAGCACGCAGCCCAACUCGUCGAGUACUCAGCCGAAUCAGAAGAUUAAGGAGCCGACUCAACAGCCAUCAGUGAAUCCACCUGUCAAUACUACUGUUAAUAGAGAUACAGUAUCGGAAACAAAAUGCUUUUGCUGCUGGAAAGGAAAGAGCUCGCGUUCUGUGCCAAAAAGGAGCUGA
Messenger RNA from Oikopleura dioica, 1638 nucleotides. NCBI's taxonomy places the organism in Eukaryota, Metazoa, Chordata, Appendicularia, Copelata, Oikopleuridae. The record is from the annotation of a GenBank genome assembly.